GCGCGGUGCUCCGCGCACCGCGUCUGCGCAGGCGCUCACUCCGCGUCUGCGCGCGCCCAGAAGAGCAUGGACCCCGAGAAGGCUCCCAUUCCCGAGUUUCUCGCCAAAGCGGAAGACGAAAACUCAGCGGUUGGCCAGCAGCUCCGGUCGGUGACAUGGAACCUAGACUCGCCCACUGCCGGUGCGGUCGCCCCUCAGGCGACCACCAGUCCUGGCACCUACCCGGCGUCGGCCUUCUUCCGGCACAGUAGGCUCGGUAACCGCCGGGACACUCACGUAGGGAGCCAGCCGAAGAUUUGCUUCCUGCGGCCGCGGACUGCGCAGCCGCUCGUUUUCUUCAGCUUAAUGAAUUCCAGUGAAGCAGCAAUGAAAAAAUUUUUACCCAAGAGCCACUUAUCUCGGGUGAUAAUACGUGACAACCUCAGUGCACAGCGAAUCUAUGAGAUGGAGAUAAGAGCUGCAGACAAGACCAAGAAAAAGAUGAACCACUUGUAUGACCACCUGAAAAAGAAAUUCAUGACAGACCAGCUCAGAAAGUUGGGGCGCUGGCGACGGGAAUCCACAAACAUCCGGCAGUACCUGGAUACCAUCCGAGGGAACAAGAUCCUAUUAAAAGCUCAGCCUAACAGGAAAGAUCAGCCACCCUAGUCAAGGCAGAGUGGUCCAUCCUGGGGCCAUGACGAUGCUAGGCUGACCGGAGACAAGCUGGAAGCGAGCCAGUCUACACUAUUGUGGAACAGCAAUAAAUGAGACCCGUGGACAGUGGAGCACAAA
Messenger RNA from Capra hircus (goat), 774 nucleotides. RefSeq names its product chromosome 17 C5orf52 homolog (gene C17H5orf52). Bases 67 to 648 code for a protein of 193 amino acids. The record is from RefSeq and is a predicted model, not a curated record. The transcript is spliced from 3 exons. NCBI's taxonomy places the organism in Eukaryota, Metazoa, Chordata, Mammalia, Artiodactyla, Bovidae.